This is a messenger RNA of Lepus europaeus (European hare), 1194 nucleotides long. RefSeq names its product testis expressed 28 (gene TEX28). Gene Ontology annotation, cellular component: endomembrane system. The coding region runs from base 1 to 1194 and encodes 397 amino acids. The record is from RefSeq and is a predicted model, not a curated record. The transcript is spliced from 4 exons. NCBI's taxonomy places the organism in Eukaryota, Metazoa, Chordata, Mammalia, Lagomorpha, Leporidae.
AUGGUUUUAAAGACAGAGUAUACCAAGAGCCCAAGCACAACCCUCCCAUCCAGCGUGUCUUCCUGCAGGUCCCUGUCAUCCAGCGAGGAUGGCCCCAGUGGUCACUCCAGCCUCUUGAACAAGGAGCUUGCCCGAAACUUGCAGGAGAGCGUCAAGCACCGCAUCCUCUACCUGUCAGAGCAGCUGCGGGUGGAGAAGACCAGUCGGGAUGAGAACACCAUGGGCUACCUCAAGCUGGUGUCCAGAGCUGACCGGCACCAGGCCCCGUACAUCCGGCAGGCCUUUGAGAAGGUGAACCAGCGCACCUCUGCCACCAUCGCGCAGAUCGAGCGAAGGCUCCGUCAGUGUCACCAGCAGCUGCGGGAGCUGGAGGAAGGCUGCAGGCCCAAGGACUCAGUGCUGAAGGCAGAGGGCAAGCUGGGCAACAGCUGUGAGUCCCCGACGCAGGACAGGAAGGAGAGCUUGGCCGCCAGCCUGCAGGAUGGUGCGGAGAGCUGCUUUGCAGGCUCCCAGCCGGGGAAGUUCCCAGAGCCAAGGUGUGGGGCCCAGCAUCGGAACUUGCUGUUGCACCAAGCCAAGGAAGAGCUGAAAGAAGUCAAGCAGCUCCCCUCUAGCCUGCAGGUGUCCUGUCAGAGCCUGAAGCACAAGUAUCUGAUGGACCUGCAGUUGUCUCUGGAGUCCCUGCAGGAGGAGAAAUGCAGACGAGCAGUGCUGGAAGAACAGGUGAAUGAGCACCUGCAGGGGUACCUGGAUGAGAUUUACCACCUCAAGCAGAACCUGGCCGCCACUGAAGAGAAGAUGGCCUAUUUGUCCUAUGAGAGAGCCAAGGAGAUAUGGGAAGUCAUGGAAACUUUCAAGAGCCGAAUCUCCAGACUGGAAGCUCUGGAGCGAGUCACUCAGCUGGAGAUGACGGAGAACCUCCGAAGCCGCCCCAGGGAGUUUCUGUUCAUCUUCAUGAGCCUGCUCCUCACGCUGGCCACUGUCCUCCUGGUCCUCGUCUCCACCGUGUGUGCCUGCCCCUUGUCCCUGGUCAACUCCCGCCUGCGCACGUGCACCAUCCUCGUCCUGCUCGGGCUCGGGGCGCUGGUGUGGCAGAAGCGGCACGCCAUCCCCACCACGGCCUGGCAGGCGUGGAUGCCCUCCAGGUGGAGACUGGAUGCCAAGGACUCCAAGCCCCCGCCAGGUGGAUCUUAA